Molecule: messenger RNA, 2243 nt
Organism: Aspergillus versicolor CBS 583.65
Lineage: Eukaryota; Fungi; Ascomycota; Eurotiomycetes; Eurotiales; Aspergillaceae
Product: AFG1 family ATPase
Exons: 4
Coding region: 330-2015 (561 amino acids)
Biological process (GO): protein quality control for misfolded or incompletely synthesized proteins
Cellular component (GO): cytoplasm; mitochondrion
Molecular function (GO): ATP hydrolysis activity; ATP binding
Source: RefSeq, a predicted model, not a curated record
GGUGAAUGCGUCUUUUACUGCAAUCGGGCAUUGUUUGUUAAUUCACUUGCAUAUUGCCUAUAUAUCCCUGUCCAUUACUAUAACCCCGCCCCGUGGAAGAGUAGCCGCGCUAAUCGCUCUCCCUUCCGUCCCCGCGUUUCGUCCGCCGACAAUCACGGAAAUCCGGCCGGGCAGGUGGAAAGAAAGAAAAUACACCAAGCGCAAACAUUGAUAAAGUCUGCAGUUCGCCUACGAGCCGGCUUGGCUUUACUCACUAUCCCCCUAGACGAUACAUCUGCAUGAAUUUAUAACAGCGCAAUCCUCGAUCAUUGUUGCGACUGCGAAUCUAGAUGUCAAUGAGUGGCUCCUCCGCCAGGCUUUGCGCGGACCAUGUCGCCAGCGCGCUUCUGAGACGGCGAGUGCCGGUAUACCCUGUGGCCCUGCGUACAACUAGGCCGACCUAUAUUUCGGAUUAUCGGAGGACUCUACACGGUGGGCUUUUCUACCGCUCCAGAACCAACCCCGGGAUUCCGCGCAGAUGUAGCCGGUCGAAUGCGGGCGUGUACUCGGUGAACCAGGGCACGAGACGAUGGGCAGCAACUGUUGCGGAUGAUGGUGCGGCUGUGAAGGCUCCGGCUGGCGAGACUGGUGGUCCGUUGGCAGAGUAUAAUACGAGGGUCCAGGCGGGGAGGCUUCGAGACGAUCCCUAUCAGAGACAGAUAAUCGAGCAACUGCAAGAUUUAUACGAACGGCUCCGGUCGUAUGAAGCUCCUGCGGUGGUGCGCCCAAGUAUAGAGUCGUUGGAUCAAGCGCCGAAGAAGUCGUUUUUCGGCUCGUUAUUCUCAAAGGCGCCUGCGAAGUCGGAAUCAUCGAUUUCCGAGGACCUGCCUAAGGGCCUUUAUAUGUAUGGGGAUGUUGGAUGUGGGAAGACGAUGCUCAUGGAUUUGUUUUACGAGACGCUGCCACCGAAUAUCUCGUCGAAGUCGCGGAUUCAUUUCCAUAACUUCAUGCAGGAUGUACAUAAGCGGAUGCAUGUGGUGAAGAUGCAGUUUGGGAACGACUUUGAUGCCUUGCCACUGGUUGCGGCUGCUAUUGCAGAAAAGUCGAGCGUGCUGUGCUUCGAUGAGUUCCAGUGUACGGAUGUAGCUGAUGCUAUGAUUCUACGGAGGCUCCUUGAGCUGCUUAUGUCACACGGCGUUGUCCUCAUUACGACCUCGAACCGACAUCCAGAUGACCUCUACCUGAACGGCAUCCAGCGCGAAUCCUUCAUCCCGUGUAUCACCCUCCUGAAAACCGUGCUCAAUGUAAUCAACCUUAACUCUCCCACCGACUACCGGAAAAUUCCCCGUCCGCCAUCUGGCGUCUACCACAACCCUCUCGGUCCGGAAGCCGAGCAGCACGCUCAGAAAUGGUUCGACUUUCUCGGCGACCCGAUUAACGACCCUCCGCACCCGACCACGCAAGAAGUUUGGGGCCGCAAGAUCCAAGUUCCUCUCGCCAGUGGCAGGGCUGCAAAGUUCAGCUUUCAGCAACUCAUUGGAUCUGCUACAGGCGCCGCAGACUACCUCGAACUCGUCCGAAACUACGAAGCAUUCAUCAUCACGGAUGUGCCGUCCAUGACGCUGCACCAGCGCGAUCUCGCUAGACGGUUCAUCACAUUCAUCGACGCCGUCUACGAAAGCAGGGCCAAACUCGUCCUUACGACAGAAACCCCGCUAACAACGCUCUUCAUUUCCGAAUCGGAAGUCAAAACCUCUCUCGACGACAACGGCGAACACGCCGAUCUCUCCGACUCCAUGCGCAUGAUGAUGGACGACCUCGGCCUAUCCAUGAAGGCACUCAAAACAUCCUCAAUCUUCAGCGGUGACGAAGAACGCUUUGCCUUCGCGCGUGCUCUAUCCCGUCUUUCUGAAAUGGGGAGCAAGGAGUGGGUUGAGAGGGGUCUGUUGGGUGUAGGAUUGGAUGCUGCCAAGGGGAAGGAAGAACAUGACGCUUAUUUGAAGGCGAGGAGUCGGUGGAGUGAGGACAACAUGUAAACUUUUUACCCUGUCUGUUUCCUCUACCCUGGCACCGCGUUAUUUUCCCCAUCUCUUUUAGAAUCUUGCGAUAAAGACGAGGUGACGUGCCCCGGUUGGGGUUUGUCUGCAUGGAAUGGCACAGCCUGUUUAGAUUUUCUAUGUUUGGUUUGGCUUGUAUAUAACAUUUACAUCGAUAGAACUAUAUAUACCUACCGUACUACACUGCUAUGGAUUUUGUCUGUGGAU